Molecule: messenger RNA, 1139 nt
Organism: Syngnathus typhle (broad-nosed pipefish)
Lineage: Eukaryota; Metazoa; Chordata; Actinopteri; Syngnathiformes; Syngnathidae
Product: retinol dehydrogenase 7-like
Exons: 5
Coding region: 139-1098 (319 amino acids)
Molecular function (GO): oxidoreductase activity
Source: RefSeq, a predicted model, not a curated record
GAACGGGACAAAAUUUAACAAAAGUGGGAUGGGAACAAUUAGAAGAAACUUUUCGUUUCCACCUCCACAUAAUGCGCUCGUUUAGUCUGCUUGUUCACUCAGUAGAGGUUCUACCUGACGGGAAAGUUGCACAUAGAGAUGUUGCUGUACAUCGUGGGGUUGCUGGUCCUUUGGCUUGUCCAGCGGUGGUUGAAGGAGCCCAAACGUGUGGAAAACAAGCGAAAAAAAUAUGUCUACAUCACCGGCUGCGAUACUGGCUUUGGGCAUCUACUGGCCAAGCAUCUUGAUAAGCUGGGCUUCCGUGUGAUUGCCGGCUGUUACACCGAGAAGGGCGAAGAUGACCUGAAGAAGACCUCGUCCGACAGACUGACCGCUCUUCGUUUGGAUGUCAGCGACUCUGCCAGCGUCAGACGAGCCACUGCUCUAAUUGACAAACUUGUCGGGCAGACAGGACUGUGGGCCGUUGUGAACAAUGCGGGCAUCUCUGUGCCAGUGGCCCCCGCAGACUGGUUAACUGUUGAGGAUUAUAAGAGGAUGCUGGAUGUCAAUCUACUGGGCGUGAUUGACGUGACCCUGAGCGUCCUCCCUCUCAUCAAGAAGGCCCGAGGCAGGGUGGUGAACGUGGCCAGCGUGUUCGGGAGGAUCACCCCGUUCGGCGGCCCGUAUUGUGUGUCUAAAUACGGCGUGGAAGCCUUCAACGAUAGCCUGCGUUUGAAUUUGGCACCUUUUGGAGUGAAAGUUUUGUGCAUCGAGCCUGGUUUCUUCAAAACAAAUGUCACUGACCCAGAGAUCAUUGAAAAAAAUGGGAAAAGGCUCUGGGACCGGUUGCCGCAGGAUGUGAAAGAUGACUAUGGAGAAAAUUAUGUGGAGCGUGCGCUCGAAACCAUCGUGGCCAAAUGUCAACUCCUAACGGACAGCAACCUGAUGAAGGUCAUUGGCUGCAUGGAGCACGCCGUGGCCGCCGUCCACCCUCGCACCCGCUAUUCGCCCGGAUGGGACGCCAAGUUCAUCUGGCUGCCUCUGUCCUACAUGCCAGCCUUCAUCACUGACACCUUGAUCCUUAAACUCAGCCCCAAGAUUAAAGUACCUGUGUUCUAAGCUUUAAUACAGUGCUUCUCAAUUAUUUUCUGUUACGCCCC